AAGGGGAACAGCAUUCCUCCAGUGAGAGGGUAAUAUUUUUGUUGCCAUCAGCAAGUGCUUCCCAAGCGGCAUCAGGCUGGUCUGCCACCGCUUUGCGCUGUUUUAAUCUCUUGGGGUUCUCCUUGAAGUGUUCCAGUCAUGGCUUCCAAAGUCAUACCUUGGUAUAAGAAGAAGCAUGUGAGCCAAGUCAAAACUGAUUAUGCUUAUCAUCACACUAAACAUGUUGUCAAGCAGCAGUCGGAAAGGAAAUCAAGCUCUAAAUCGGUGAACCAGGUGCAGGCCCAGGCCACAGAGGCUAUGGCGGAACCAGCCUAUACUGUUCCGGUUUUCCGGCAGAGGACUACUGAGGAAACUGAGGAGUACCAGAGGGUGACCAAAAAUGUUGGGAAAGGACUGGCUGUUAUUCAGGAGGAGCUCCACAGGAUAAGGAUGGCCACUAAAGCCCAAGUGGAUAAUCUUGCUAUCAAGAGCGAGGUUAAGGACAUGAUGGCAAGGAGAGGGGAUUCGUUGGAGGAAACCCCUAAGAUGCCGGACUUCCUGGUGGCCCUGCGGCCCCACACUGUGUGGGAGAAGACUCCUGUCAAACUGUUCUGCACGGUGCAGGGAAACCCAAGGCCCAUCGUCAAGUGGUAUAAAGGAGGAGUGCCAGUUGACCCACUGAGCGCUCCAGGAAAGUACAAGAUUGAAAACAAGUAUGGAGUCCACGGUUUGAUUAUUAGCAGGUGUGUUGUGAGUGAUACUGCUGAGUACAGUGCUGUGGCCACCAACCAGUAUGGCACCGCUACCAGCAAGGCUACAGUCACUGUGAAGAGGCCAUCCGGAGGAGCCCACUCCUGCCAGCUUGGCAUGGGAUUCCAUCGCUGUGUGGACGUAUGGUGGGUCGCCUUCCCGGACUCCCCAUCCAACGUACCACCCCUGGCCCAGUGGUACAGAGAUGAUAAACUACUGAAACCAAGCAAACUGGUGGAGAUGUCAGUGUGUGGAAGCGCUGCCCGCCUGACGCUGCCUCACCUGGCCAAGGACGACGAGGGCCUCUACACCCUCCGUAUCUUUACAAAGGACGGCACCGCCGAGCAUAGCGCCUACCUGUUUGUCUCAGACGCCCCUGCCUCUGCAGCCGGGGCCCCCGGCGCACCGAUGAGCGUCAAGGCAUACGACAUCAACUCGGACUACGUCCUGGUUGCCUGGAAACCCCCAAACACCGUCAACGAGGCGCCAAUCACUGGAUACUUUGUGGAUAGGUGUGAAGCUGGCAGUGACACCUGGGUCCAGUGCAACGACUCCCCGGUGAAGGUCUGUAAAUACCCGGUGCACGGCCUCAGCUUGGGCCACUCCUACCACUUCCGCGUCCGGGCCGUGAACAGCGCCGGCAUCAGCAGGCCGUCCCGCAAAUCAGAAAAAGUGACGGCCCUGGACGCCGCCGAGAGCGAGAGGCUGCAAGUGAUUAAAAUCGAAGGAAAAUAUGACAUAGUGAUCAAGGACGAUGACCUGGAAGGAUAUGUAACUAUUCCGGGCGAGCCCACAGACGUGCAUGCAUCAGAGGUUUUCAAAUCGUAUGUCGUGCUGAGCUGGAAGCCUCCCAGCCCCCGCGGACGAGCUCCGCUGUGGUACGUCAUCGAGAAGUGCUUAGCAGGCACUGGAGCGUGGCAGAGGAUCAACACGGCAGUCAAACUGCACUCCCCUCGUUACCCAGUUUUUGAUUUGCAAGACGGGCAAAAGUACCAGUUCCGAGUGUAUUCGGUGAACAUGUACGGCUCCAGCGAGGCCUCCGAGCCCUCUGAGCCCAUCCACAAGGUUGACCAAGAUGGUUUGGAGCUGCCGGUCGGCGUCCCCUCCGCUCCCGGUCAGGUCAUCGCCACCAGGAACUCCAAGUCCUCCGUCUUCGUACAGUGGGAGGCUCCCAAACAUCUGAAAAACCUGAUGGGAUAUUACAUCGACGGCCGCAUGGUCGGAUCCAAGGAGUGGUUCGCCUGCAACCACAAACCUUUCAAACACACCAGGUUUGUCGUGCACGGCCUGAUCCCAGGGGAGAGCUACGUGUUCCGCGUCCAGGCCGUCAACGUGUUCGGCCUCAGCGAGGAGUCCCAGGAGUCCUCCCCCAUCUCUGUGGAGCCCGCCCUCGGCAAGGGUUUUGAAUAUGCUACUCCCAGCGCUCCCUACGGCAUCACCAUGCUGGCCUGUGACGGCUCCUCCAUGACCGUGGCCUGGAGGAGCCCCAAGCACUGCGGCGGCUCCAAGGUCAACGCGUACUACGUCGACAAGCGCGACGCCGACAGUUUGAUCUGGAAGGAGGUCAACCUGAGCGCCGUCACAGAGAGGAUCUGCACCGUGGACAACCUGAAGGACGGGACCUUCUACGAGUUCAGGGUCCAGGCCGGUAACAUGGCCGGUGUCGGCGUCCCGUCGGCUCCCAGCGACCCCAUGAAGUGUGAAGCCUGGACCAUGGACGAGCCAGGUCCAGCCUAUGACCUGAGCUUCAGUGAGGUCAGGAGUCACUCUCUGGUCCUCCUGUGGAAGGCUCCAGUUUACACCGGAGCAAGUGCCGUGACUGGAUACUUCGUGGAUAUGGCCAAGAAGGGCUCGACAGAGUUUGUGACCCGGAAUGAGGAAGCUCUGAGCCACCGUUACCUGCAGGUGACUGGACUGGAAGAGGGCGAAACCUACGUGUUCAGAGUUCGUGCCGUCAACGCGAACGGCGUCGGAAGACCCUCGCAGCUGUCUGACCCGGUCUGUGCCAGAGCUCUUCCAGGCACUAAGGAGAUUGAGGUCGGUGUGGACGGUGAGACCGGAGACAUCUUCCUGUCUCUUGAGGCCUGCGAGAUCUGUGAUACGUCCAAGUUCGUGUGGUCGAAGAACUACAAACCCAUCGGCGACUGCCCCAGAGUCUCCGUCAGCGCCAAGGGCAGAACCUCCAGACUCACUUUCACCAACCCUGAUAAGGACGAUUUGGGCCGAUACUCUGUGGUCGUCACCGACACCGAUGGAGUCUCCAGCAGCCACACUCUGACUGAGGAUGCCUUGAACACCAUGCUGGAGCUCAGCCAUGCCAUCAGAAACCCAGUCAUUCCUCUGAAGCACGGCCUGAACUACGAGGUUUUGGAGAAGGGCCACGUGCGUUUCUGGCUGCAGGCCGUCAAGCUGUCCCCGUCCGUGUCCUACAGGUUCAUCGUUAACGACAAAGAAGUCACCAGCGGGGAGGGCCAUAAGAUCAGUCACGACGUGGCUUCAGGAAUCAUCCAGAUGACGGUGGAUCAUUUCACCAGAGCCGACGAGGGCACGUACACCGUCCAGAUUAACGACGGCAAAGCCAAAGCCCAGAGCUCCCUGGUCCUGGUGGGCGACGUGUUCAAGGCAGCCCUGAAGGAGGCUGAGUUCCAGAGGAAAGAGCACAUCAGGAAGCAAGGUCCACACUUCUCUGAGUACCUCUACUUCACCGUCACUGAGGACUGUACCGUCAUGCUGGCCUGCAAGGUGGCCAACGUGAAGAAGGAGACGACCUUCCACUGGUACAAAGAGGAUGAAGAGAUAGUUCCUGAUACUCCUCCUAAUGUCAUGUCCGGAGCCUGCGCCCUUCCCAUCCCCCUGUUCUCCAGAAAGGAUCAGGGUGUUUUCAAGGCCGUGCUCAGUGAUGACAGAGGAAAGGACACAUCUGUCUUUGACAUUUCAGGCCAAGUGUUUGAGGACAUCAUCAAUGCCGUCGCCAAGAUCGCUGGUGAGUCUGCCUCUGACCUGGUGUUGCAGUGUACCCCGGAGGGCAUCAGGCUGCAGUGCUACAUGAGCUACUACACGGAGGAGAUGAAGACCGUCUGGAAGCACAGGGACAGUAAGAUCGCCUCCUCUGAGAAGAUGAGGAUCGGUGGCACGGCCGAGAUGGCCUGGAUGCAGAUCUGCGAUCCGUCCGACAAGGAGAAGGGUCACUACUCCAUCGAGAUCUCAGACGGCGUGAAGACCCACACCAGGACAUUCGACCUCUCUGGACAAGCUUACACCGACGCCUAUGAGGAGUACCUGAGACUUAAGGCAGCUGCAUUUGCUGAGAAGAACCGUGGCAGAGUGGUUGGUGGUUUGCCUGAUGUGGUCACCAUCAUGGAGCAGAAGUCCCUGAGUCUGACCUGCACCGUGUGGGGCGAGCCGACCCCCGAGGUCACCUGGUUUAAGAACGAGCAGGAAGUGGCCUCCACCGAGCACACCAAGGUCACGUUCGACGGCGGCAAGUUCGCCAGCCUCGUCAUCAACAAGGUCACGCCCGAAGACUCCGGCAAGUACAGCAUCAACGUGCGGAACAAGUACGGCGGCGAGUUCGUGGAGAUCACCGUCAGCGUCUACAAGCACGGGGAGCCCAUCCCCGAGCCUAAAAUCGGGCACCCCAAGAUGGCCACUCCCGCAGCCACGCCCACAGCCACGCCCGUGCCGCCCAAGUCCCCAGCUCCGUCCUCCAAAGCCCCGACCCCCGCCCCUUCCAAGACCCCGACCCCCGUCCCCUCCAAGUCCCAGACCCCGGCGCCUUCCAUGAAGAGCGCAGCCUCCACCCCGGCUUCCACCCCCGUGCCCAAGUCCCCCACCCCGACUCCCAAGUCUCCAACCCCGCAACGCGGCGUCAAGUCUCCAACCCCGCCCAGAUUCAUGAAGUCCCCCACCCCACCGAGGAAGUAAACGCCAAUAUCCGAAGGGGCUCGAAGAUCGCGACGCCGAUUCAUAGCAUGAGUGUGAAACCGUGAGCUGUUCCUUUAGAGUUAGAUGUCGUUAACGUCCUAUCGUCUGAACCGCUGCGUAACAACGCGUCAGCUACUCAUUCAGAUGGUGAAGAAAGAAAGGCUGUGGUAGAUUUAUGUUCGAAAUGUAUGUAAAAGCUGCACCUUCCACUAUGUGAUGUUAGUGGAACGCCAAAGAAGAGGUAGGGUUCAUUACAGCGAGGAUCUUAUUUAGAUGGUUUUCACCACAGUUUCCAUGAAAGGAACCAAACACCCACAUAAACUUUAAUAAGCCAUAGUUCAAACCUUCUGCACCAAAAAUGGAAAUUCAGGCAUUUCAGGUUUGCUAAUCUUGACUUUCACCUACAGCUUAAGUGGAUUUACCUGGUUGUCCGACGCCAGCGUUAAAGUAUACACCGAUCAGCCACAACAUUAUGACCACCGACAGGAGAAGUGAAAAACAUUUAAACCAUCUUGUGACAAUUCAGUGUUCUGCUGGGAAAUUUUCGGACCUCACGUUUACGUGGAUGUUGCUUAGACAUGUAGCACCCGCCUAGACCCCGCCCCCUCCCCUCCAAGGCCCCCGAUACCAACAUUGUGUUACCGGCCACCGCAGGACGCCCUCAGAAGGUCCACUCUCUGAUGAGUCCCAUCUGUUUUGAAGGCACAAUGAGGACCUAGACCAACACUCAGAAGGUGGUCGUAAUGUUAUGCCUGACCGGUGUGUGUAGUGCAAUGUUAUUAAAAGCAACAGGAAACCAUCUCUAAAAGUAGUAAAAGAAGUAAGUAACCCAAGUAGUGAAAAACAAACAAAAACAAACUGAACGAUCCUUCAAACUGGAUGAUCUGGGAGUUGUCUGGAGUUUAUGUCGUCAGUCACUGGGUGGGAUCUCUACUUCUUGUUAUUUUUUUUUUUUCUCCCGGGCGGCUUUUAUCAGUUGCAAGUCCUAAUAAUGUCACCGCGUCUCUGCCAGAGAGGUCCCUCUGUGUGUAACAUGUUGUUUUUUUCCCCACCCCAGUGCUUUGUGAUGGCAAUAAACUUUACAUAACAACCUC
This is a messenger RNA of Mugil cephalus (flathead mullet), 5747 nucleotides long. It is a transcript of the gene myom2a, whose product is annotated as myomesin 2a. The record is from RefSeq and is a predicted model, not a curated record. The transcript has 39 exons. The coding region runs from base 139 to 4653 and encodes 1504 amino acids. Gene Ontology annotation, molecular function: protein binding. NCBI's taxonomy places the organism in Eukaryota, Metazoa, Chordata, Actinopteri, Mugiliformes, Mugilidae.